CCCAUCUCGCCCCACUCAGCGAACUUUUGCGCCGUGCCGCGACCGGGCGGUCUGGCUAGGUGAUGACGGAUAGCAUGAUGAAAGAGGCUCACGACUUCGAGACCUUUGACCGAAACUCAGAUUUCCGAGCCAUGAAAUUUAUCUCUCGUUGUAUGGAGAACACUCGAAUUCCCUUUUUGGUGGCCACCUGCUUGGGUACCGUCGCGAUGAUCACAACCAUGGUGAUGUGCAUCCUCCACUCUCGGGCGCUGGAUCGGAGGCCGAUUUGCAUGUUGAGGAGCUACUACCAUGGAAUGCUGGUUUUUCCCAUGGUUUGGGCUAUCUGUUGCUGGUUCGCUCUCUUUUGCCCACUGGUGGCUCCUUUGUCAGAGCUCUUCAUGGGUCAGAGCGAGGCUUAUGCGAUCUACAUCUUCUUGGUGAUCAUGUAUAUGUUGGUGUCCAUCGAAGCUUGUAAGACGAAACUGGAGCAAAGUGACCCAGGCCAGACAUCCCUGCGAUCAGAGAUGGAAAAUAUGGGCCAAACCAUCAUGGACGCGGUUCACGACUAUGGACCUCAAAAGUAUUUUGCGGUGCCACCCUUCGGUUGCUGCUUUAAGCCCUGCUGCUGGGAGCACCAGAUCACCGCCAAGCAGUUGCUCUGGGUCUCCCGAUUGGUGAAGCAGUAUGUCAUUCUGGAGCUCUUCCUGAACACAUUUUUCAUGUGGGCGGGGUUAACCUUCCAACCGGAACGUGCUGCCAGGAUUCAGAAUGUCGCUGCGUACAUUUUGAAGAUCUCCGGCAUGAUGGCUGUUUACGGCCUAUUCAUCAUGUACAAGGCCACCCACGACUUGCUCCACGAUUGGAAUACCACCAGGAAGUUUGUGUCUGUGAAGAUCGUGAUUUUGCUGUCGGUGAUCCAGAACAAGCUCUUCUCCUGGUUUAUCCACACGUUCCGGCCACGUGAAAACAGUUGCUUGUUGACACCUGGACAUCCAGAGGAGCUGGAGCGAAUUGUGGUCUUUUGGACGACGUUUGCUUCGUUGAUGGAGACCGUCCUCUUGUCGCAUCUCAUCAUCCGAGCCUUUCCGGCGCAUGAGGUAGCCGACUUUCCUCUGAAGAACUUAGAUUUGGUCGAGCUGGAACUGCGACAGAUCCAUGAGCGCAGCCUACCCUCAGGCUUGGAUUCGGAAAGUAGCGAGGAUGACGAGGAAAGCAAAUGAGAGCGGAAGCCGCGACGUGAGAGCCAUCAAACAUAUAGCUUUUGAUUGGUUGCUAUUGGAGGAGUCUAUC
This is a messenger RNA of Cladocopium goreaui, 1269 nucleotides long. Lineage: Eukaryota; Dinophyceae; Suessiales; Symbiodiniaceae. The record is from the annotation of a GenBank genome assembly.